CCCAAGGGGGAGCAGGACAACCACGGGGGCGAUGUUCAUGGAGCACCAAGCCCCCGGGCACCCGUUCCUGCUGCCGGGGUGGCACCAAGGGGCAGGAAUAGCCCCUGCGGCGGCAUUCCCGGCCUCCCGUCCCCUGACGUCGGGAUCGCGGCGCCUCCUCCCGCGUUUCCUCAGGAAGAAACCCAAGGCUGGCGGGAGGAAGAGGCCGCAGCACGGGAGGGACGGACGGGACGGGACGGGACAGGCGGACGCCAGCACUGGGAGCUGCAGGGACUUGGGCCCUGGUGCCCUGGUGGGAUGGGGAGCGCGCGGCACCUCCUCUGCCUCCAUCUGUGGCUGUGGGUGCAGAGCUCCGCGCAGGAGCUCGAUCCCGACGGCAGGAACGUCUGCAGGCUCCCCACCGGCCCCGCGUGCUGUCCCGGCUGGAAGCAGGAAGGGCAGGAAUGCACGGCCGCGCUGUGCGAGGGCGAAGAUGCCUGCGGGGCGGAUGAGGUGUGUGUGAGACCUGGGCUUUGCCUCUGCAAACCCGGCUUCUUCGGAGCAGACUGCAGCUCCCCCUGCCCCGAGCAGUACUGGGGCCCCGACUGCAAGCGGAGCUGCCCGUGUCACCCCAACGGGCGCUGCGAUGCGGCGAGCGGGCGCUGUACCUGCCACCCCAACCACUGGGGUGCCCUGUGCCAGUUCUCCUGCCAAUGCGGUCCCCAUGGGCACUGCGACCCUCUCACCGGCGCCUGCCGCUGCGAGCCGGGCUGGUGGGCACCCACCUGCAAGAAGCAAUGCCAAUGCAACCCCUCCAGCUCCCAGUGCGACCCCGUGAGCGGGCACUGCCGCUGCCUGCCCGGCUGGUGGGGCAGGAGGUGCAGCUUCAAGUGCUCCUGCAACCUCUCGCCCUGCGCCCAGGAGACGGGCAAGUGCGAAUGCAAGGUUGGGUUCUGGGGGCCCGCCUGCCAGCGGCGCUGCGACUGCAUCCACGGCUCCUGCAGCCCCGUCAGCGGGCACUGCAGCUGCAGCCCCGGCUACCAAGGCAGGAGCUGCAGGGAGCCGUGUCCGCCCGGGCAGUACGGGUCUCAGUGCAUGCACAGCUGCGGGCGCUGCGAGCUCGGCCGGCCCUGCUCUGCCGUGGACGGGCUCUGCCCCGCCUGCCAGCCCGGCUGGAACGGGACCCUCUGCCAGCACCGCUGCCCUCCGGGCUCGCACGGACACCGCUGCCUCCUGCGCUGCCCCCGCUGCCGGCAGGGGGAUGCCUGCGACCCGGAGACCGGCGCCUGCCCGCGCUGCGAGCCCGGCUGGACCGGACCCAGCUGCAACAUCUCCUGCCCCGCGGGUACCUUCGGCGAUGGAUGCCGGCUCCUGUGCCCCGAGUGCGUCAGGGGGAGCUGCGAUCCGGUGUCCGGAGCUUGUAUCUGCCAGGCUGGCUACUGGGGAGCCAGCUGCAAUGACACCUGCAUGGAGGGGUAUUACGGAGUGAACUGCUCCUCAUCCUGCCAGUGUUCCCGGGGGACCUGCGACCCUGUGCGAGGCGACUGUGUGCUGAGUUUAAAGGACCACGGAGCUCUUGCAGCCGCCAUCCUCGUCCCCCUCCUGCUGCUGCUGCUCUGCAUCGCCUGCUGCUGCUGCGGAGCUGGUCCAGCAGACGCCAGGGACAGGGCAGCCGUGGCGGAUGACGGCGUGGUGGCCAGGAUGAAGCACCACGUGCGGGGGGUGCUGGCGAACCUCAGCGCGAUGAUGCCCUGCUUCAACCUGGCUGGCUCUAAGCUCCCCAAAGUCACAGUUUCCCACCACGACACAGAGAUCCCCUUCAACCCCAGCUUCAUCGAGCCGCCAUCGGCCGCAUGGGUUUCAGACAGCUCCUUCUCCUCCUUUGACACCGACAACGAGGGACCCGAGUACUCUGUCCCUCCCAGAGAAGGUAUCCCGCUGCUGGGGGGGGCUGAGCUGCAGGAGGGGGUAUCCCCCAUAGGCGAGGUGCUCCCGGAUCCAUCCGCCUUUGAUUCCGAGGAUGUCUCGCAGCCCUUCGCCAUCCCUCGCACCUCCAGCAUCGCCAAGGCCAAGCGCCCCUCCGUAUCCUUUGCCGAGGGGACCAAAUUUGGGAUGAUGGAGACCCCCAGCCCUGGGAGGAAGCCCAAGGCCCCAUGGGGCCCACCCAAGCUGUCCCAACCCCCUGGGGACAAGGAACCUGAGCCCUGCACUGAGCGACCGGGCAGUGAUUGCUACGAGAGCCCUGAUCCCAUCGGCAAGGGGGACGAAAGCCACCGGCCAUCCCCAAGGGCCACCCCAGGAGGACGCCGGCGCGUGGUGUCCAGCACCAGGCACGUGGCACAGAGAGUGGAGGCCCUCGAAGCGGCUGCGAGGUCAGGAAGCUGGGAGGCGAAGGGGAAGGAGCCCAACGUCACCACCAUCUACGUGACGGUGGGAACGGGCGGGCAGGACCCCAAGGCAGAGGGAGGUGGCGAGGGCCCGGUCCAGGCGGUGCUGAAGCGGUUGGGCAGCUUGCAGAGGGGCAAAUGGGCUGCCAAGGAGGAGCCCAAGGUGAGGAAGAGCUUUGAGGUCAUCCAGAAACCACCCCGCCGGGCCCUGGGGCAGCGCAGAGACUCGGUGAAUAGCUGCAAGCAGAGGGAGAGCAUCCCUGGGGCUGCCGCUGAGGCAAGCAGCAAGCAUCAGCCUGGGAAGAGAAAGUCCUUCCUUCUGGCAUCUCCCUCACUGAAGAGCAUCGGGGACCAGGAUGGAGGCUGCGAUGCCGCGGCUGCCACGGAGAGGGGUAAAAGCCCUGAGUUAGUCCUCAGCCUCGAAGCAAAGGGAUUGGCUGCAUCAGAGGAAGAGCCCAAGUACGAGAACGUGAUGAGCAGCGGCACUGAUUCACCCCCCAGCAUCACCGAGGGGCCAGCGGCCACCCCUGCGGCCACCUGAGCCACCACUGCCUGCGCUGGUGGCAUCUCUGAGCCCAGUGUGGGAGCUGAGGGCCCCCUCCGAGCUUGAACUGGAGAAGCAUUGAGCAUUCCCAUUGAUCCCUUUCCUGUUGCUGGGGUGGACCCUUGAAGGGUGAUGUGGUGCGAUGAUGGGUGAUGUGCGAUGGGUGAUGUGAUGCGAUGAUGGGUGAUGUGUGAUGGGUGAUGUGAUGCGAUGAUGGGUGAUGUGUGAUGGCCACAGCAAUGGCAGCCCCAUGGGUUGGUGCUUCAGGGCUGUUUCCUGCUCCCCCCUGUCCUGUGUGCUUCACUUUGGACCUGCCACAACACAGCGAUGCUCUGGAUGCGGCAGUGGCACCUUCUAGUCUCUAUCAGCAUUGGGUUUGGGGGGCACACAUCUUCCUCAUGAAUGACAGUGGGGCUGCUGGGGGUUGCACACAGGUAAAAACCAGUUUCACCCCACUGGCUUCCACCUUUCCCUCUCCCAGCUCCAUAAAGCUGCCUGGAGCCUCUUGCUGUAAAGAUGCUUCUCUUGCUGGGAGGGAUUAUGUUGUGGAGAGGGGCCGGGGGUAGGUGAUGGGCUGUGACAAGCAGCUUCAGUGAGAGCUGAUUAUAGCUGCUUAUCUGGAAGGGUGUCUGGGUCUGCAGGGGUUUAUGUGGGUCUCUCUGGCUGCCUUUAUUCCUACGUACAUGCAUAGCACAUGACAAGGCUCGCAGCGUGGCACGGAGUUUAUCAAUGGCCUUUUAAACUCCAUGCAAUACCAGGCUCCAGUUUUGCAAGAGCAGCUGUGGCACCUGGGCCAUGGCCAUCGACCUGUCCUUGCACAUAGCGCUGAUAAAGACAUGACAUGACAUGCAUGGAAAAUUACAUCGCCACGGGUGCCGUCUCCUCACCAUGGGUGCGUGAGGUGGGAUGGAGGGGCUGUAGCAUCUCCAGCAUGGCCAGAGGAGCUCAGGCAGCACAGAGAGAUGGGCACAAGGGGGGUCAAGAUGCCAGAGAGGGUUUGCAGCAUGAACUGGUUUUAGAUGUAUCUAAGUCCAGAAGUUUCUUGUCCGUUCUGUUACUCACAUGGUGUGGAAGCCUCUAGGUGAAAAUUAAACGUUACCAAAGCCCUUAAGGAGUUGGGUUUCCCAUCCACCCCUAAGAAAUACUGUCUAAAGUGUAGAAACCAUCAAUAGCCUGAAGCUUUCAGUUUGCUGGGUUUGAUAAUGUCCUGUUUCUAUUGAAUUCUGAAGUCUCACCUACGGAGCUGAACCCAGAGCAGUGCUGGAGACCGGAGCAUCCAGAGCACCCACCCUGCAGCCUGUAUCUCCCAUCAUGUGCAGAGCUCUGUGUGAGCCCUGCUCUGGCGCUGCUGAGUUGGGGUUUGGGGCGUUUCAGCAUCAGUGGGGUUUGCUUUUUCCCCGUUGCUUCUCAUGGAUGCUUUUCAUGGAUGCGUCCCCGUGCUCUCGCGGGGAUGAGCAGCAGGGUGCAGCACUCAUUCCUGCAGUGCCAUCACGCACUGCUGUCAUUACAGCACCAAAUAUUGUGGUAUAGGAAUAAACCCGCUCAUCCUGGACCCGCGCACCCUCCU
Molecule: messenger RNA, 4477 nt
Organism: Pezoporus occidentalis (night parrot)
Lineage: Eukaryota; Metazoa; Chordata; Aves; Psittaciformes; Psittacidae
Gene: SCARF1
Product: scavenger receptor class F member 1
Exons: 12
Coding region: 298-2907 (869 amino acids)
Biological process (GO): heterophilic cell-cell adhesion; dendrite development; neuron remodeling
Cellular component (GO): membrane
Molecular function (GO): low-density lipoprotein particle binding; scavenger receptor activity
Source: RefSeq, a predicted model, not a curated record